AUGGGUCACUCUAUAGCGUGUCAAUUGCUGCAUCCCUGCCGCCCAGUGGCUCAAAUCCCGAAUCAUGCCUCGACUUGGCAGGCUCCACAUGGCAUCAAGAGACCAGGCCGCCUCAUCGUCGUCCUUCGCCUGCUUGUGGUAACCGCGCACUUCCUCUCGCUCGUCGCCGUCGCCAACGCCGCCUUGCCGACUUGCGCCAGCCUCACAGCUCAAGCUCCCUCUUUGAACCUUCUGCGCAAUGCGGGCUUUGAGGAAGUUUCCGCUGCAACAGACUGGCCCUCGCCCCUGUCGUCCUGGGUGCCGCUCGUCCCCGGCGCAGCACAGCAGCAAGGGCAGGGGGGAGGGGGAGGGGAGACUCCGCGCGGGGACCCGUCCGUUGCUGCUGAGGGCGGUCGGUUUGUUCGCCUGCAGCCCAGCGACGGCAGUGGCGGCACCGGUGGCGAGCUUUGGGGGACGGGGGCGAGCGAGAGUGAAGGGGCCGUGUGGCCGGUGCAGGGUCUGGGGCAGCUGCUGUGUGUUGUGGACGGGGGAGAGCAGCAGCAGCAGCAGGAGGCAGAGUUUUCGGUGUAUUUCUAUGCAAGGGCACGCGAGUGCAUGAUGGAUGUGUCUUCUGCCUCUGGAUUGCGGCCGAUGCGAGCAAUGAUCGUUGCCGUGCCCCUGCCACCACCACCAGCCACCGUAGGCAGCAGCAGCAGCAGCGUGGACGAGGGCGAGCUGGCGAGGGCGCUAGCAGCCGCUAUUAGCAGCGGAGAGAUGGUGGUGCUGCAUCGAUGGACCAUCGGCGUUCCCUGCCGCAACAACAACUCCAACUCGCUCUCAGGUCUGCUGCCCUGGCGCCAACACGGUCCCUUCUCCUUCCACCUCCCACCCUCCUCCGCCUCCGCUGCUGCUCUAUCCUUCCCGCCACAAGGCGUUGCUCUGCACCUCGUGGUGCUGGAGGGCAGUGGGGCAGACAGUGUCAGCACGCCUGGUGGCUCUGUGGGAUCGCCUGGUGGCUCUGUGGGGUCGCCUGGUGGCUCUGUGGGAUCGCCUGGUGGCUCUGUGGGAUCGCCUGGUGGCUCUGUGGGAUCGCCUGGUGGCUCUGUGGGAUCGCCUGGUGGCUCUGUGGGAUCGCUGCCUGGAGGCUCGUCGCUGCCUGGAGGCUCGUCGCUACCUGGAGGCUCGUCGCUGCCUGGAGGCUCGUCGCUACCUGGAGGCUCGUCCCUACCUGGAGGCUCGUCGCUGCCUGGAGGCUCGUCGCUGCCUGGGGGUGCGUCUGUGAGUGGAGACGCGUCCGCGGCAGGGGCUGGUCCAUUCACAGCAGAGGCAGCAGCGGUGGAAGGCGGGGCGCUGACGUCAGCGGCAGCAGCAGCGGGGAGCAUCGAUGUGGAUCUGAUCACGGUGGCUCCCAGAGGCACAGGUGCGCUCAGAGGCACAGCGGCCUCUGCCCCUCCGUCCUUCUCCUACUCCCGACUGAACUCCUCCUCUCCCCUCCUCACCUCCGGCUCGGCUCGCCUCCUUUCCUCCUCGCUGCGCCUCACCCCCCUCUCUCCCCCCCACCAAGCGGGCCUUGCCCUGCACCCCACGCCCUUCCCCCUCGUCUCCCCCUCCUCCCCCACCUCCCCCUGCCGCCCCUACUCCUUCUCCUCCUCCUUCUCCUUCCGCCUCUCCUCCCCCCAAUCCGCUGCUGCUCUCGGGGCCGACGGCUUUGCUUUCGUUUUCCUGCCCGACCCGACCCACAGCCUGGCAGUGGAGUUUGACACGUCAUCAACCCGUCUUUUUUCGGACCCAACCACUCACCACGUGGGGGUGAACGUCGAUUACAGCAUGACGUCAGCAGGCCAUGCGUCCGUGCACCCCGCGGGCGUCCCCUGGCUGGGCGGCAACAAGAACGAGACGCUGCAUGCGUGGGUGGCCUACAACGCCACCGCCUCGCUGCUCUCCGUGCGCCUCUCCUCCUCGCCCGCCAUGCCCCCCUCCGCCCUCCUGUCCCUCCCCUUCAACGCCUGCCACCUCUUUCAUUCCCCUCCAAAGGAGGAUGGAGGGGAGGGGGAGGCCGUGUUGGUGCAUGCGGGGUUUGCAGCCGGCACGGGGCUGCUGCCGCUGCACACUCAGACGCACAACAUCCUCUCCUGGGCCUUCCAGGUGGACGCCCAAGCUCCAGCCCCUAUCCCCCUGUGGCAGUCACCGUCGCUCUCCUUCCCCUUCCUCACGCCAGCUGCCCGCAUCACUGCCUUGGCCUCAACUCGCACCACCUUCUCCUCGCUGCAACUCACCCCGGGCAACGACGACCACGAGGCAGGCGCCGCCUUCUUCCCGCUCCCCCUGCCCCUGCUCUCGCUGCUUCCCGCCCCUGCAUCUCACAAGAAGAAGAAGAUUUAUGGUUUCGUGUGCAAGGCACGAUCAUUCACCUCGUGGUUUCCUUUUGAGCUGAAGGGAAGCGGGUUUUCUGGAUACGGGGUAGUUUUUGUGCUAAUUACUCGGCUGGGGGUGGGGCAAGGAGGGGCGGCGAUGGGGUAUGGCCGCGACUCGGUAGACAGGAAUGCAAAUGGGACGUGGGCGGACGGAGGGAGGAGUGUGGCGGUGAUGUUUGAUGCCUUUAGCGGCCUUGACCCUAACCAUGACGUUAACAAGGAUGUGGCGAUUCUCUCCGUUCACACUGACUUUAACAUUACAAAUCGGUUGGCGUUUUCCUCUCAGAAGCGAUAUAUUUCCUCGUUAUACAGCAUGAGGGUGGACUAUACGGCUGCCACUAAGACACUGGAGGCAGUGACUUAUAAAGGGGCUACGAGGAUGGGGAGUGUGAAGCUGACACUUGACCUGUGCUCUGUGUUCUAUGAUGGCAAUAGCAGCACCGAGGGAGUGAUUCCGGUGUUUGCUGGGUUCAGCAGUGCCAACACGCGGGCAUGCGUUCAGUCCAUCAAAGCGUGGACGAUUCGAUUCACAGACGUCAACCCAUGCACGGCGUGGGACGUGAAUCCAUGCGGUGCUGGCAGGUGCACUGCGGUGCGGUCAGCAGCCACAGGCACAUACACCAGCACGUGCUCGUGCCCUCUCAGCCAGCCCAGCUACAAGCUCCCCCAAAUGCCCGCCUUCCAAUCGUGCCACAAUGAGUUCCCCGCAUGUCGCCUCAACAGCACUGACACGUGUGCGCCUGGCGUGUGCCUGGAGGGCUAUGAUGCCUCCUCCUUCUGCCUCUGCCCGCCCUCCUUCUUCCCCCUCAACUACUCUAGCCCCCUCAAGCAGCCCUGUAACCAAGGUACACUAACCUCUCCCUUUCCGUGA
Molecule: messenger RNA, 3264 nt
Organism: Closterium sp. Naga37s-1
Lineage: Eukaryota; Viridiplantae; Streptophyta; Zygnematophyceae; Desmidiales; Closteriaceae
Source: the annotation of a GenBank genome assembly